AAAAAGGCAAGGUUAACUUGCCGAUGCAGCCCUGUCACUUCGCUGGUUUUGGAAUUUGGAACUGCAUGCCAUAGUAUGACUAUGAUUUAGAGAGAGAGAGAGAGAGAGUCGGUCUAGGAGGAGUGAGAGGAUUUGGGCGAGAAAAGAGAAGGGCAAAUCAUUCGCAGUUGCUGGAUUUCCAUUGGUUUGAAUUUUGAAAAACGCUCUUAUAAAUACUUGAUCUGUUCAUGUCUCUCGGACAGACAAAGCAACUGGGUUUCAGAAAAAUCCGUAGCUCAGUUUCUCUCUCUUCUUCUCUUCCUCUCUCUCUUCAACCCUUGCUGAAACUUUGGCUAGGUUUGUGGGUUCCUUCCUUUCCCAUCAUUUGCCUAUUUUGGCUCCAUGCCGAGCGAGAUUUUUGGUAAUCUAGAUGGGGAUUUGGGUAUCUCUUGAAUUCGUUUUAGAUUGUGCUUCUGGGUGUUCCUCCGAGCUCUCAGAUUCUGUUUCCGCUUUCUUUGUUUCCCAAACAAUGGCCAUUCGUGUCCCCUAUGAAUCCUCCCAAUUGGGUUCUCUACAAAGUUGCUAAACUCAUUCUCUGUAUGCACCCAUUAGAUGGCAAUGAACAGGAAUGGCUCAAGAAGACCAUCCCCAGAGGCUUAUCAAUAGCACUAACUCUGCUACUGGUGUCGUCAGCGGUAGCAGCGGUGGUGCUCAGAGUCACAAAUCUUCCAAAAAACAGAAGCAGAAGAAAAUCCCACAGAGAGGACUCGGCGUCGCACAGCUCGAGAAGAUCAGAUUAGAGGAGCAGAAAAAAGACGCAGCCGUUAGAUUUUCAUCACCCUCCUCCAUAUCAAUUUCGCCGCCGACUUGUUCUUCGUUUCUGCCUUUGCCGCUUCCCAAUUACAGCCAGUCCCAUUCGUCUUCUUCGAUCCCUUUUCCCCCUCCGUCGCCGACGAGUCUUCUUCCUGACCCGAAUUCCCAAUUAAAACUCGCUCCUUUGAUCCCAAACAUCGACAUUGAGAUUCCCAAUUUGAAUUCCGUUCAAUUACCGAGCCUGGCCAAUGGGUGGUCGCCCGUUCCGGCCCCGAAUCACGGCAAUGUUUCAAAGUCGUGGAACUAUGAGUACAGUCUCGAAGGUGGUGAGAAUCGCAGAUUGGAUCCUGGGUUAGCAUUUCGUGGGAAUUUGCCGUAUGAAACAAGUUCUAAUUGGUCCCUCCCCUUUGUGAUGCCCAGACCACAGCCCCCCUGCCAGCAACCUUCACCCGUGGGAAAAGUUUCUUCAGCGACUUCAGUAUCUCCCGCACUGAAUUUUCAUUCAGAGCCCCCUUCAAACCAAAGCUACUGUGAAAACUAUAACACUCCCAUUUGUCAAGAGGGGGAGAAGAUGGUUGGCUGGAAGAGAUCAUAUCCCUUCUGUCUAGACAAUCCACCAGGCUCCCCUUCCCACUGUAAAUUUCCUACCAGCAUUCAUUCCAUCAGUAGAUCAGAUGAACCAGGUUCAUGUGGCAAUGGAGGCACUUUCAAUUUUGAACCAGGCAACCCUAUUAGAGAAGGCCCUUCAUGUUCAGCAUCCACAUCAGAGAUGGAUUCCAAAAAGGGCACCGAAGAAAAUGGGAUUCUUGAUGGAGAUUUCCUCACACUAGCCCCUCCUACGACAUCGCCAUUUCCGAGUUCCAACUCUAAGCCUCCCCAUGCUUCUACACCCUACACUGAAUUCUCUGAAUUUGAAUUACUGCAUUUUCAAGGAAGCAGAGAAGAUUCAAUUCUCCGACCAAAUACAGGCGGGUCAAUCCAACAGCCUCUCUUCUACAACUUCCUCCCACCGGCUAAGUCGCAGAUUAGCCAAGCAGCGUCCCACACGAACAACUGUGAGAGAGGAGGAGGAGGAGGAGGAGGAGGAGAAAGUGUUGACCUCAAUCUGAAGUUAUAAAAAUGGUUAUAGCCCAUUUGUUGGAGUGUCUUGGCUGGUCUGCUGUUAAUUGAGAGAGGAUGCAACAUAGUUUUGCCCCCAUCUCUUCAAACAGGAUGGAUACAGAAAUUCCGUUUCUUGUUGCUGAGAGCAGGCAGAUGCAAUCUGAAUCUGAGUAAUAUGUGAGAAUGAAAGAGGCAGAAAGAAACCAUGGGCAUGUGAAUCUGAGAGAGGGUGGGGAUGAGGGGUGCAGAUUUGUUUGUGAGAAAAGUGUGGUGGUUGUGCCUUUUGUUCUUUUGUAAGCUGGUUGAUGAAUCAGGCACUCCAUUGGUAACAAACUAUCGCGUGUGGAUCUGAUUAUGCUCUGUUUCUUCUUGUUUACGUGGGGUCCAAGGAUCUGACCUCCAUUAUGGGUUUCAGACUUUCAGUUGUGUAUGUGUGUGUGUGUGUGUGUGUGUGUGAGAGAGAGAGAGAUGGUUGUAAUUUAAGGGAGCAGUGAAUGAGUAGAGUCUUGUGGAUGGGAGAAAAGAUGUUGCAGGUAAAAGACUUUUGAGGGGUUUUAACAAGGAUUGCUCUAAAUGGUACUUGUGGUGUGCUGUUUUAGGAAA
Molecule: messenger RNA, 2496 nt
Organism: Malania oleifera
Lineage: Eukaryota; Viridiplantae; Streptophyta; Magnoliopsida; Santalales; Ximeniaceae
Exons: 5
Coding region: 608-1909 (433 amino acids)
Molecular function (GO): DNA-binding transcription factor activity
Source: RefSeq, a predicted model, not a curated record